Molecule: messenger RNA, 1419 nt
Organism: Parnassius mnemosyne (clouded apollo)
Lineage: Eukaryota; Metazoa; Arthropoda; Insecta; Lepidoptera; Papilionidae
Source: the annotation of a GenBank genome assembly
AUGAUUAAGAUCGCCCAAAUAAACCUUGGUAGAGGGCAAGCUGCUUUACAAGAAAGUCUGCAAGCAGCUGAGCAGCAAGGUAUAUCAAUUUUAAUGGUCCAAGAACCCUACGUUGGCGCCAAGGCUCAUAUUACUUGCAAGUAUAGAGUAAUACAAAAAGACACUGGUAACAAAGAAAAACCAGUCAAGUCGGCUGUCAUUGUUGUUAAUCCGAACAUACAGUAUUGUGUUAACCAAAAAAUUAUAACAGAGAAUAUAGUUGCUUGUAGACUUUGUAUAAAUGAAUUUAGUAUAGGUGUAAUUAAUGUAUAUCUCGAAGAAGGUGCUGAUAUUGAAGACGAUCUCUGCAACAUAACAAGAUUCAUAGAAAAUCUCGACACCGAGCAUGUUAUUCUUGGAGGAGAUUUCAAUGCCAAAAGUCCCUGGUGGGGGUGCGAUGCGGGGGAUAGGCGGGGUGUAGUUAUAGCUGAGACUUUAGCACAAUUAGACCUACAAAUAUUGAAUGAAGGACAAACACCAACCUUUCACGUAUGGAGAGGAGCCCGAGAAUACUCCAGCAUUAUUGAUAUCACUACAUGCACGACAGCUCUUCUGAACAGAAUAACUGAUUGGAAAGUGGAUCCCAACUUGAUUACACUCUCAGAUCACAGAGCGAUCACCUUCAACUUAAAUAUAAAAAAUUCAAAUAAAACGACACAUCAGAGAAUUUCAACACGUAUUUAUAAUACAAGUAAAGCAGACUGGGAAACAUUCACAAAACGACUUAGAGAAGAACUAAACAAUUCCAAGGUCACGCAUGACUUCAUUGAUUCCAUCGAUACCCCACAAUUACUAGAAAAAUGCAUCCAAAGUUAUAUCACAAGUAUUCUUAGUUCUUGCGAAGACACUAUACCCGUACUAUCGAGGAAAAUACCAAAAAAGACACAAUGGUGGAAUAAAGAACUGCAAGAGAAAAAGAGGGAAGUAAUAAAGAAAAGGAGGAAAAUAAAAUAUGCCAACGAAAGACGAAAACCUUUUGUAAUAGAAGAUUAUAUACAAGCUAAAGCCGAUUACAAAAAUCUUAUAAUGGCAGCAAUGACCACAAGUUGGAAACAGUUCUGUACCAGGCAAGAUAAGGAAAACAUAUGGCAGAGUAUAUAUAGAAUCAUUCGCAAAAACACUACAACAAAAGAAGACACAUUACUAAAAUCUUCUGCUGAAACUAACACUUUAUCUCCAGAGCAAUCCGCCAGACUCUUAGCAAACACUUUCUACCCAACAGACGACAAUUCAACUGACGAUGUAGAUCACAUAAAAAUAAGGGAAAAAGCUACAAAAAUACGAGAAAAUCUUAAUGACAGUAAAAUACAUAUCCACGCUGUACCGUUUACUGCAACAGAGGUCGAAACUGUUUUUAACAACAUGAGUCCCAAAAAAUGA